Gekko japonicus is the source of this 999-nucleotide messenger RNA. It is a transcript of the gene NFYB, whose product is annotated as nuclear transcription factor Y subunit beta. Bases 130 to 747 code for a protein of 205 amino acids. Gene Ontology annotation, molecular function: RNA polymerase II cis-regulatory region sequence-specific DNA binding; DNA-binding transcription activator activity, RNA polymerase II-specific; protein heterodimerization activity. Gene Ontology annotation, biological process: regulation of transcription by RNA polymerase II. The transcript has 7 exons. NCBI's taxonomy places the organism in Eukaryota, Metazoa, Chordata, Lepidosauria, Squamata, Gekkonidae. Gene Ontology annotation, cellular component: CCAAT-binding factor complex; nucleus. The record is from RefSeq and is a predicted model, not a curated record.
CUAUAGAAGAGUGCCAAGAAAUGAGGAAACUGCCGAAUUAGUAUUAAACAAAAUAUAGUUGCCUUGUGAGAGAGUCCGCAAAAUGAAUUCCUAGUACAAGGUGGCGUUUUGUUCUGCUCCCAUCCUCAGAUGGAUGGUGAUAGUUCUACGACAGAUGCUUCUCAGCUAGGAAUUGCUGGAGAUUACAUUGGUGGUAGUCACUAUGUGAUACAGCCUCAUGAUGACACUGAAGACAGCAUGAAUGAUCAUGAAGACACAAAUGGCUCCAAAGAGAGCUUUAGAGAACAAGAUAUAUACCUUCCAAUUGCAAAUGUGGCGAGGAUAAUGAAAAAUGCCAUACCUCAGACAGGAAAGAUUGCUAAGGAUGCAAAGGAGUGUGUGCAGGAGUGUGUAAGUGAAUUUAUCAGCUUUAUAACGUCAGAAGCAAGUGAGAGGUGUCACCAAGAAAAACGGAAGACUAUAAAUGGGGAAGAUAUUCUUUUUGCCAUGUCCACCCUGGGAUUUGACAGCUAUGUUGAACCUUUGAAGUUGUAUCUCCAGAAGUUCAGAGAGGCAAUGAAAGGAGAAAAGGGAAUUGGGGGAGCAGUUACCACGGCAGAUGGCCUUAGUGAAGAGCUUACAGAGGAAGCAUUUACAAACCAGUUGCCAGCAGGUUUGAUAACUACAGAUGGCCAACAGCAAAAUGUUAUGGUCUAUACGACAUCUUACCAACAGAUCUCUGGUGUUCAGCAAAUUCAAUUUUCAUGAUUUGAAGAAGGCUUUGGAUCUGGGACUGUGAGACACAGGAGGAACUAGGGAAUGCAAAAAGGUUUGAAAUGGCUGGUGAAGAAGAAAGUGUCACUUUGUAUAUUCAGUAGCUGUAAUGUAGCUUCCUGAGGCUUGACUAAUUGAGGUGUGAACUCUGACUCGAACUUUUUCUCAUGAAUGAUUUUAAAAAAUUGGAUUUUAAAGGUAUUAAAAGUAUUUUUGUUUUGUACAAGAGUUUGUUGCUCUGUAUAA